AUGCCAGCAGCUUCAACAUAUGAGCAACGGCAGAUCUUUCUUGCCUGCAGGGCCAUCUUCAGCGGUGCGAAUGCAAGCAUACGAAAAACGAAGACUAUCCGCACACGCUUGGAAAUGCAUGAGAGCUCCUUGAGAAGGCUGAUUCCAGGUUACCAUCUCACUAGGGUAGUGUCGAUUGCCAAACUUCUUCUAGAGAAAGGCCUUUUCGGUUCGACGGCCAAGGCUGAAGCUUAUUUUCCUGGUCUCUUUGACCCGUGUCCCGUACGGCAGACGCUGAAUGCAGUACUUGAACAGGAAGCGGCUCGCUCAAAUGAAGAAGUGCUCGAGGUGGUUUCACAAUCGUACGAAGAACACGGGAGUGAAGGGGAAGACGAGCGAGUGGACGCUGUUGCAGUUCCAACCACUGCACCAGCAGAUGUUGAUUUCACCCAAGAGGUGAAGGUUGAGCAGGACGUGAAGGUUGAGCAGGGCGAUGAUUCAGAUGAAACAUUGAUCCCAGAGAGACCUACAGCCUCACUUUUCCCAUUGUACCUGCCCUAUCAUGCCCAACAUCGGAUCUUGACCAAUGUGCAGCAAGUCCUAGAGGAGUGCAUAUUCGACUUUAUGAAGAAGUGGCUCCCUAAUUAUCUUGAAAGGAACGGAUGGGACUGUGCUGCAGCUGUUGAACUGACCAAGUGGACGAGACCUCCUUUCCGAUGGACGACCGAGAUCCCAGAAGAUGCUCUUCGUCCAACAGACCAUAAAAUUGAGUCGAUCCUGUCGAAAGUAGUGAAAGUGCGUCAUACUGCUGUACAUCGACUUCCGACGACUGCACGCGGGGUUUGCGAUCUUGUUGGGAUUGCAAAGCAGUUGACUGAAACUCUUGGAGAUACCCCACGCACUUCACAGCUUGAGAAUCUCCAUCAUGAUCUGCAGGAUAAGAUCCAAAUCCUCGAGUUCAACAAGAAUGUUCUGGAAGAAAAUCUAGCUUGUCAGCUCAGAAACAUUGAGGCAGAGCGCGAACUGUUGAGUCGUCGGGAGGAGAGGCUGAGAGCCAAGACAGUCGAGGAUGAUAGGGAAAAUAAGCUUAUGAUGGGCCAUCUGUUAGAAGAGUCAAUGGAACAGAUAUUCAGAGCUGAGGAGGUCCAGUCGGAGACUGAACGAGGCUGGUUGCGUCUGGGUAACAAAUGGACAUCCUUUAGUGGAGCCGUUUCCGGCUGGGCUCGAGACAGACUGGCUAAAGACGCUUUAGCCCUUCGUCUCGGGAUUAUUACCAUCGCUUGUUUUAUUUUGGUCUUUGUGUGGGUGCUGCUGCAGCGCUUCAUACAUAUGACUGGGUUGUUGUAA
Messenger RNA from Aspergillus tubingensis, 1326 nucleotides. Its product is annotated as ubiquinol-cytochrome-c reductase cytochrome c1. The record is from RefSeq and is a predicted model, not a curated record. The transcript has 2 exons. The coding region runs from base 1 to 1326 and encodes 441 amino acids. Lineage: Eukaryota; Fungi; Ascomycota; Eurotiomycetes; Eurotiales; Aspergillaceae.